Molecule: messenger RNA, 1266 nt
Organism: Myxozyma melibiosi
Lineage: Eukaryota; Fungi; Ascomycota; Lipomycetes; Lipomycetales; Lipomycetaceae
Product: lactate dehydrogenase
Exons: 4
Coding region: 232-1257 (341 amino acids)
Molecular function (GO): NAD binding; oxidoreductase activity, acting on the CH-OH group of donors, NAD or NADP as acceptor
Source: RefSeq, a predicted model, not a curated record
CAAAUCUAGUCUAAUCGACAUUGCUCUGCUUCAUUGUCUUGCUUUGUAUCCACGAAAGCCGUACUUCUGCACGGCGCACGGCCGGCUGCAGAGAAAACCAUGUGCGAACCCCACCACCUCGGUUCUAGUCUCGAGCCCUAUCGCAGAUAAAUAGUGAACCGCCGAUAACCACCGCGAUUGCUUCUUUUUGCCAAUUCUCCUACGCGAUCUUCAGUUAUUCAUACAGAUACAAUGGACACAAUCGAUCCUAAAUUCCGCCUCGCGGUAUUCUCCACAAAAAAAUACGACAUAGCCCACCUCCAACCCGAGCUCGACCGUGCAAAGAUCCCCACAACCUUCCUCCAAACCCGUCUCGACGACGAAACUGUCCCGCUCGCCGAAGGCUACCCCGCCAUCUGCAUCUUUGUCAACGACGAACUGUCCGCCUCUGGAAUCGAACUGCUCGCGGGCAAAGGUCUGCGGUUUGUGCUUCUCCGCUGCGCAGGGUUCAAUAACGUCGACCUCACCGCGGCCGCGAAGCACGGCGUGCGCGUCGCGCGCGUGCCUGCCUACUCGCCCUACGCGGUGGCCGAGUUCGCGGUGGGCUUGAUGCUGAUGCUCAACCGCAACCUGCACAAAGCCUACACGCGCGUGCGCACGGGCAACUUCUCGCUCGAAGGGCUUACCGGAUUCGACAUGUACCGCAAGCGCAUCGGCAUCGUGGGCACGGGCAAGAUCGGCAGGUUGACGGGCAAGAUCUGUAACGGGUUCGGCGCCGAGGUCGUGUGCUAUGAUCCGUUUCCAAACGUCGAGCUCGCGGCCGAGGCUGGGAUGACGUACGUUGGGCUGGAUGAGUUGCUCGCGAGCUGUGAUAUCGUGUCGCUGCAUUGUCCGCUUAUGCCUUCGACUUUUCAUAUGAUCAACAACGAGAGUUUAGAAAAGAUGAAGAACGGUGUAAUGAUCAUCAACACCUCCCGCGGCGGUCUAAUCGACACACAAGCCCUCAUCAAACACCUCAAGACCGGCAAAAUCGGCCAAGUCGGCAUGGACGUGUACGAGAACGAGAGCGGGCUCUACUUUGAAGACACCUCAGACGACGUGCUCCAGGACGACGCCUUCUCGCGCCUGCUCACGUUCCACAACGUCUGCAUCACCGGCCACCAGGCGUUUCUCACGCGCGAGGCGCUCAGUAAUAUCGCGGCGACAACGGUGCAGAAUAUCCUUGAUUUGCUCGAGGGCAAGACGCCGAGCUCGAUCGUGACGGCCGAGAACCCGUAGCUUGUUGUU